This is a messenger RNA of Zingiber officinale, 515 nucleotides long. Its product is annotated as pyruvate dehydrogenase (acetyl-transferring) kinase, mitochondrial-like. The record is from RefSeq and is a predicted model, not a curated record. NCBI's taxonomy places the organism in Eukaryota, Viridiplantae, Streptophyta, Magnoliopsida, Zingiberales, Zingiberaceae. Gene Ontology annotation, cellular component: mitochondrion. The coding region runs from base 44 to 436 and encodes 130 amino acids. The transcript has 2 exons. Gene Ontology annotation, molecular function: pyruvate dehydrogenase (acetyl-transferring) kinase activity. Gene Ontology annotation, biological process: regulation of glucose metabolic process; protein phosphorylation.
CUUGCUACUGUGGACCAGGUAUGUUCCUUCUCAUUUGCACCUUAUGGUCUUUGAGUUGGUAAAAAACUCUCUGCGUGCGGUUCAAGAAUGUUUUAUGAAUUCUGAUAAGAAUGCCCCUCCUGUUAGAAUUAUUGUCGCUGAUGGGAUUGAAGAUGUUACAAUAAAGAUAUCAGAUGAAGGGGGUGGCAUACCAAGAAGUGGUCUUCCAAAGAUUUUCACAUAUCUCUAUAGCACUGCUAAAAAUCCACUCGAGGAAAACGAUGAAGGAAGCUCAGAUGGAGUAAUUAUGGCUGGUUAUGGUUAUGGGCUUCCAAUUAGUCGUCUCUAUGCUCGCUAUUUUGGUGGUGAUUUACAAAUUAUCUCUAUGGAAGGAUAUGGUAAAUCCAAUUCUUUCUUUAUGCAAUACUUAAUCUCAAGUUCAAUUUGUCCUGCUUGAAUUCCAAUAUGGCUCAUUCAUUGCCUAUUAUGUUGCCAAUACUUAUUCGUGAUUUACAAACUCGUGCUUGCUAUGAUUU